This is a messenger RNA of Folsomia candida, 606 nucleotides long. RefSeq lists its product as uncharacterized. The transcript is spliced from 4 exons. NCBI's taxonomy places the organism in Eukaryota, Metazoa, Arthropoda, Collembola, Entomobryomorpha, Isotomidae. Bases 149 to 508 code for a protein of 119 amino acids. The record is from RefSeq and is a predicted model, not a curated record.
GCUUCACCACCUAUCUUGUAACUACAUAUUUUAGGCAUUUACGUACGUAUAUAAGUAGAUGUAAACCUACUGAUUUAGAUAAAAGCCAACUCGUUCUAGGGUCAAUUUAUAAAUAGCUGAGAGUAUUUAAGCCGUGCUAUUAUUAAACAUGGGAAACUUGAAGGGGUUUAGUCGUCUCAUUGCCACCUUGGAAUACAGACCAUCAACUAAAAUAUUCAAAAUCUCAUUAUCAAAGUCUGAAAUGGUUUGCUUCAUCGGUGAUCCACUUGCCGAGGUUACUGAAAUAGACCCAAGAGUUCGUAAAAUAAUUCAGGACUUAAAACAAGCCAAGAUUGACUACCAUAAAAAAUUAGUGCAGCUUUCUGAAGAAGCGGACAAGGUGCUCAAGGAGAGAAACAUUCAGUCAGAUGAGGAGAAAUUUAAUUUCACAAUCGAAUAUCGUGACAUGCGGAGAGAAGUCGCUCGAGUUGGAGUGGACUGCAGACUCCUUGGAGAAACCUUUCCAUGAUUUAUUGUGAAAUGAAAGCUUGGUCAUUGACUUGUUGAUUUCCAUAUUACUUAUGUAUUAAAUAAAAAUCUUCAUUUGGAGAAGUUUCUACUCAAAAA